Molecule: messenger RNA, 1880 nt
Organism: Callorhinchus milii (elephant shark)
Lineage: Eukaryota; Metazoa; Chordata; Chondrichthyes; Chimaeriformes; Callorhinchidae
Gene: tnfaip8
Product: TNF alpha induced protein 8
Exons: 3
Coding region: 392-958 (188 amino acids)
Biological process (GO): regulation of apoptotic process
Cellular component (GO): cytoplasm
Source: RefSeq, a predicted model, not a curated record
GGAAUUUUUCAACAAAUAGAAGUUGUGGACAGCAUGCAGACUGUAAGAUUAUUGUGGCUGGGUCUGCAGUACCUCACCAGUCUAUAAUCUAAUAAAUUGUUGGUUGCUGAUGGAGAUCCCUUGCUUUCUCUCUGAAUGAUAACACUGAAACUGUGCAGGUGUAUGAAAAAUAAACAUUGAGCAGAGCAAACCAGCACGGCAAUUCAUCACCACCCCUGUGUCACAGCAAUUAAAACCAGCAGAACCAAAUUUAAUUUCCUUGCAGUUUAGUCUGUCCCCAGAGGAGAACUGCACGUCCCAGGCUACACCACCAUCGAAUACAGAUCGAUAUUUAUAUGUGACCUUCAGACAUCGUAUAGCACUAUUAUAGGGACAUCUGCGUGAUCCAAAAAUGGCCACUGAGGUCUUCAAUUCCAAAAGUCUGGCUGUCCAGGCUCAGAAGAAAAUACUUGGGAAGAUGGCUUCAAAGUCAAUAGCAACAGCAUUGGUUGAUGACAACAGCAGUGAAGUCUUAGAUGAGCUUUAUAAAACAACCAAGGAGUUUACUCAAAACAAAAAGGAGGCAGAGAAGAUCAUCAAAAAUCUCAUCAAGAUGGUCAUAAAACUGGGAGUCCUGUUCCGAAAUAACCAGUUCAAUGAUGAAGAGACAAUGUUGAUGGAGAAGUUCAAGAAGAAGCUUCACCAGCUAGCUAUGACAAUUGUCAGUUUCCAUCAGGUUGACUUUACCUUUGACCGCAAUGUUCUGUCCAAACUUUUGAACGAAUGCAGGGACAUGCUGCACCAGGUCAUCCAGCGCCAUUUGACUGCCAAGUCACACGGACGUAUCAAUCAUGUGUUUAAUCACUUUGCGGAUUGUGAGUUCUUGGCUGCACUGUACAAUCCUUUUGGACUUUAUAAAAAUAAUCUGCAUAAAAUUUGUAAUGGUGUGAACAAAAUGCUGGACGAUGGGAAUAUAUAAACGCCCGCCAAAUGUACACUUCCAAAUUAAUGUUGAACAUUCUGUUGACAAUAUAGAAAACUGUUCACAUGUGAAGCAACAAUGCCAUGAAAAAUAUGCCUUUGUAAAACAAAAAAAGACGUUUUCUUUAUAAAGAAUUGGCUCCCAUUUCUAUAUCAGUAUGCACAAAGUAGUCUAGAUCUUACUGCCUGCUACUUGUUGCCCAUCAAAAGAUAAACUGCUGUAUGCCUAGCUCCUAAAACCUUAGUGGAUACCCAAACUCAGUCUCUGGAAUCAAUCUGCUAAAGAACUCACACGAGCGGAAGAAAUCCAACAAACAUCUGGACUAUUAUGAAAAAUACGUGCCUUUCUUACAGUUUUCUAAAUGCAAAAAUUUCCAAAACAUUCUAAAGAGUAAUAAAAUAUUAGAAAGCAAGACUGAUGUCACAGUAUCAAUGUUGUUUUGGAAUCACUGCUGCAAAGUAGGUUGAACAGUUCAUACAGACAAAAAAAAUUCUUGCAGUAUUAUGACCAAGUAGAGAAAAUUCACAGAUGGCAUUUCAGGACUGUUUUUCACAGAAGUUGUUUGCGACUGCUUUUCCUGACAGUUAUUGUAAUGAAGUUUUCCUAGACAGUAGGGUGUCUGGAUUAUGACUGAAUAUGAGGGAUAUUUGAAGUACAAAGAAUCAAUGAAUAUGAUUUGCUACUUGGAAACUCAAUCUGAUCAAUUUUAGCUGCUUUUUAAAUCUUUUUUUUGCAAUUUGAUGAACUCCCAAAUAUCUUGCAAUUUUACCAUGUUCAAUUGUGCUAUGUGCAUUUACAUAGUAUGUCUGCUAUUGCUUCUCUGACCAGCUGUUCACAAAUUUUAAUGUGUGCAAAUUAUUUGUUUGUCGCAAACCAAAGAAUAAAUUUGCAACAACCAUGGAGUAAUGUAUCAACAAAA